CUUGGAAUGGAAAAUGGUAAUAUCCUUGAUGAACAAAUUACGGCAUCAAGUUAUUGGAGUAUUACACAUCGUGCUUCGAAUGGAAGAUUAAAUUUCACACCGCGUGAUGAAAGAACUGGAGCAUGGUCAUCGGGGAAUAGUUCGUUUCCACAAUGGCUUCAGGUUGAUUUUAAAAGAUCAACUGUGAUAACUGGAAUAAGUACCCAAGGACGCAAUUAUGGCAAUAAUACUGUGGCUAAUCAGUUUGUUAAAAGAUACACCAUCUCUGCCAGCAAAGAUGGAAAAAUAUUCCGAUCCUAUAAACAGGAAGAAACAGUCAAGGAAUUCCAAGGAAACAGCGAUCGGAAUACUAUUGUCCAUAACAUUUUCUCCCCUCCUAUUUCUGCUCGGUUCAUUCGCGUUCAUCCAACGGACUGGAAUGCACAUAUCUCAAUGAGAGUCGAAUUUUAUGGUUGUAAUUAA
Dendronephthya gigantea is the source of this 462-nucleotide messenger RNA. RefSeq names its product coagulation factor VIII-like. NCBI's taxonomy places the organism in Eukaryota, Metazoa, Cnidaria, Anthozoa, Malacalcyonacea, Nephtheidae. The coding region runs from base 7 to 462 and encodes 151 amino acids. The transcript is spliced from 2 exons. The record is from RefSeq and is a predicted model, not a curated record.